AAGUCGGUCGAGUUGCGCAUGGUCCGUUCCAGCGGUUCUGUUCAUGCCUGUGUGUAUUCGAGUUUUUGUUUGAAGCUCAACGAAAAGCCGUGCGUUCGUUGUUUGCAGUGACGCGCACCAAAUCGAAAUACAACGACAAUUUUUGUUUUUUGUUAUUUAGUCAGUUCCACGAUCUUGGCUUGACUGAGCCCCGAGUAUGCGUUUCGCGAUUACAGUGUUCGGUGCGCGCUUGCUACUAAUCCGUCCGUGAUAGUGAGCUCAUACUGAGCCCGAGUCAUUCCUCUGGGUGAUUGUAGCACUGCACUCGUCGAUUGCUGGAAGGCAUGCAACCACAUGUGCACCACCUCGUACGUUUGCAAUACGCGCUUAAAAGGCUACUGGAGUUGUGAGUAUCUGCUUGAAUGGUGCCCAAUAGUGCUAUUGUGAGAACAGGUGAAACGGUUUGCGGGAAUUUAUAAAAUUAAAUCUCGAAAUCGAAUCAAAACCCACGACAGCAACAGUGAAAACGAUACGUGAUAUUGUUGUGUAAAAAAUCCCGCAACUCGCAUGCAUCACAACCGACAACCGCAACCGACCAAAAAACCGACAGCCGAAGCGCACCAAGACGAAGAGAGACAGCCCUAUAAGCAAUUACCACAUUCUUAGUGGAAUGUAAAAGAGAAUUAACGCCAUUGUCUGGUCGAAAUCAACGAACAAAAGCGACAAGCGAGCUGCAGUGGUGAGACUUUCCCCCUUCGGUGGUGCCGGUCGCAUGGAGUGUAGUUGUCGCCGAUGCCGAUGCUGAAACAUUAGUCGAUCGAUACGGUACCGCCUCCUUCUGUCGGCCCUUUGGACGGAGGGAGCAUUCAGCAUGGGUUACUUUUCCAAACGAAACAUCUUCAUCUACUGCUGCAUCUCGGCGUGCCUAUCGUUGCUUACCUACCUGAUGGCGUUCUCUUGCGAAAUCUCAUGGAUAUUGGAGGCCCGCGGUGACCUGCCCAUACCGGCCUACUUGCUCUGCGCCCAGUACUUCAUUCUCUUCAUAUCGUCGGCGAUCUUGAUCCAUGGGCUAUCGACGGGCAUAUCGUGGGGUCUGCUCAGCUGGUCGAUCAUAAUCGGUGUACUGUCGGUACCGGAACUGGCACUAGUCAUGUACAUGACCAUACAGUACUGGGGUCUCCAGUCGGCGCACGGGCUAACGGAAUUAAUUGGAUAUUUAAUACGUUUAAUAGUCAACUGUCUAGCACUGCUGUGCGUUAUUCCGACUGCACUAAGAUGGCGACAGGAGAAGAAAGUAUUAUCCCAGCUGGAAUCGCUGGCCUCGAGGCUACAGCUGACGACACCGACCCCGACGACGCCGUUCAACACGACCAACGGCAUGAACUCACUGCGAGCCAGCAAACGUAGCCAACAGGGUGGCCCGGUGCCGGCCAGCCGACGACCUUCGACCGGCUUCGACAAUCCCGGCUACGUACCGCAUGAGGCCAACUCGAUGGACAUCGUGCAGCAGUACACGGCCUACAACAAUUUGUACGGUUCGCAGAGCGAGUUCAAUGCUAGCAUUUUCGGACUCAACCCGUCCCAGUACAUCGGUCCACCGCCACCGCCGAUUGUGAACGAGUGCAAGAAAACGCAAUCGCUGCUCGAUCUGCGGUUCAUCUUUCCACCCAAGUUUCUCACAACGCACGCCACCAUCAGUGAGAAAAAGUCCAAAGAAUCCUCUGCUGGCCUGGCCACCGAUGAGAUCGAUAGUGUGCUGAGCAACAAUCUCAAGAACCAAAUCCACAACAAACUGCACGAUGUACCCGAAAAUGGGACGCUCCGGAGCCGCUCCGGAAAGGACACGAAUGCCAUUGCCGACCAGACGGGAACGGUGGCGGUGCCCGGUGAUCACGGUGCUCCACCAUCCAGUGGCGAUCCCAUCUACUACACGAUCGAAUCGACGGCAAAUGGCAAAAACGGCAAAAUCCUGGGACGUAACUGUGUUUCACUCGAGAAUCUGGGUAACAUUACGUUCUCCGAGUCGCCGCUACCGGUGAAGAAACACGACUUGCCGUACCAUCGGUAUGGGCCUAAUCUGCUCAAAAACUACGCCAUGAACCCAUGGAACGUGCUGGCGUACAAUCCGGCUUACAGUGCCUAUCCGCCGGCCUAUUAUCACUACCACAUGAUGAACCCGUACCACCUGUACCAGAUGCACCAGCAUCAGCAUCAUCACGCCUUACCACCGGCCACUGGUGGCGGAGGGUAUUUUACCAACGGCCAUCCGCCACAUGCGGCACUGCACGGUGGACCGGGCAGCUACGGGAAAAACCAUUCACACCUUUCCAGCUACGGGUACGGGAACAACCUGUAUCUGAACGGGGCCACCGACAGCCGGCAAUCGCUCGGUAAUGAAUCGGACGAUUUCCGGAAGUAUCGCGAUGUGGCACUCUAGCAGUAGGUAGGAUGCGGCUGUGUCUCGAAUACCGAGCGGUAUCCGUAUAGUGCGUCCCAAGUCAAACCAAGGAUAUGUGCUAGCGUGUAAGGAUGUUAGGAGUUAAGCAGCAGAAAUAUGUGGUAGGGUAAGCCCGCUAAACGAUCGACUCUGAGAACCCUCAGAAGAACCGGAAAUACUCAAAUCGAAGAAACAUGCUAUAGCACGACGAAUAGGUUACCUCAAACGGUGGGUUAGGGUUACACCAGCUCCAGUAGCGAAGGUAUGAUGAGCACAACGAACCAAACACUUCUCAAACACCACAGGCUACGAUCGAAUGGCCGCGCAAUAUUUAUGUACAGAAUUAAGUGGAUCAGGAGACUACACAUUAUAAAUGAUAUUAUUUAUUUGUAACAUUAGAAACACAUGGAUACGAAAACUUGAAUAUG
This is a messenger RNA of Anopheles darlingi, 2844 nucleotides long. RefSeq lists its product as uncharacterized. The transcript is spliced from 6 exons. Lineage: Eukaryota; Metazoa; Arthropoda; Insecta; Diptera; Culicidae. Bases 851 to 2416 code for a protein of 521 amino acids. The record is from RefSeq and is a predicted model, not a curated record.